Molecule: messenger RNA, 1416 nt
Organism: Setaria italica (foxtail millet)
Lineage: Eukaryota; Viridiplantae; Streptophyta; Magnoliopsida; Poales; Poaceae
Exons: 2
Coding region: 222-1319 (365 amino acids)
Source: RefSeq, a predicted model, not a curated record
GUCGCACUUCGUUCCCCUCCGCCGCCGCGACCCACCGGCCACCACCCUUAACGCCGCCAUACUUUCCCCCUCUCUCCCGGAAUCGGUCGGCCACAGUUUCGAUGUGAUGGAGGUUUGCUUGCCCGUGGACUUGUUUCGACUUGGAGGUUCCGGAGAUCUAUAAUAAGAGGCAGGAGGGGUCGUUAAUCUGAGGGCUUGGGUGAAUAAGACCGGACAAGAAGAUGCCGAAGAAGCGGCCGGCCGAUGAGCGUGCCGGCGGCCGUGCGUCCAAGAUUCCUAGUCGGCGGCGGAAGCACCUCUACCUAGUCGUGGAUGACUGGGAGAGGGGAUACAGCAUCCGCAAGUUAGACUUGUCGUCGGACUCGGAUUCCGACGACGUUGACGAAGCCAACGGCCCGGACGGCAGGACCGGGACGGAGCUGCGCUUGCCACCAGCGGUCUUCCGCCUAGAGGCACCACGCGCUCGCUCUGGUCUGUUUGCGGCCUUUGGCACCAAGAUCGUGGCCACUCAGCUCACGCCCAGGGGCACCAUCCCCAUGUUCGACGUCCGCACACGGGCGUUCACCUUCGGGCCUCGGCAGGAGGGGCAGCCCAACCCCUGCUGCACCGACUUCGUGCAGGUAGGUGACAACCUCUACUUCAUCGACGACAGCUGCUUCAUGAUGCUCGAUCCUCCUCCUCCACCACCCAAGUUUGCACACCCUUACAUUCAGAUUGACUGGACAUGGCGGGGGCUCCCGGUGCCACCAUUCGAUGACUGCCCUGUCUCUUAUGCUGUGCAUCCUGAUGGACGAACCAUCUUCUUCAGUACCCAGGGCCAAACCAAGAAGCAUACCGAGGUUGCCACUUUCACCUUUGAUACUGUGUGCUCCCAGUGGACUCGCCAUGGAGCGUGGAGACUGCCAUUCAGAGGCCGUGGCUACUUCGACUGUGAACUGAAUGCUUGGGUAGGGCUCUCCGGCCAGCCGGAUAACCUUGGCCACCUAUGCACCUGUGAGGUUGUAUCCGCUGACGCCAACACCACUGAUGGGCAUCCCCCGCCGACUUGCAAGCUUAGCAAGGAGAAGCUCUUCUGCGUGGAUCCUGCUGAGAAGCACAUUGGCGCCACCCUCGUGUACAUUGGAGGCAGAAGCAAGUUCUGCCUUGUGCAGUGCAUCGCAACAGAUGAUCGCAAGGGGGGUGUUUGGGAGGAGGUGCUUCCUGAAUGCCUUUGCUAUCUGUAUCGGGUAACAACCUUUUCUCUCAAGUAUGACAUGAACGGGGACUUGCGAACAGUGCAGUGCACCACCGACUUCGGUCAUAUCGGCUGCCUAAAAUAGCAACGGAGUACUGUGAUCACCUGGAAAAGCCUGUGGCAUUCUGGAUGUAAGCCAUGUGACACUAAACUGUUCAAUUUAUCAUAUCCGUGUUGCCUUC